AUGGCGUCAGAGACACUCUACAAAGUAGGAGACGGGGAGGAGGCCUUGCUGAGGAAGGAAACACUCAAUGUCCUGAACGCGCUCCAUCACAUGCCGAAGGCCUUUCCAAACCCCAAGUCUAUGAACAGGACCGUCACUACCAAAGGGCUCCCACUUUCCUCCAGGGGAAGUUUGCUUAACUUCUUGGAGGAGGAUGCCAUCAAUCUACCGAAGCAGAUGCCAAUGGAGGAUUCUGAAUGCAGCUCUGAUGACACCAGCAUCUCCCCCAUGUCAUCCACCUUAUUGAAUCCCAUCAAAUUGGCCGUGACCCAGCCCAACAGCAGCUUCUUUGCAGGGAUGCUGGAGGGCGAGCUGAACAAACUCAGCUUCUCCUCGAUGGCCAAGAGAACAGAAAAGGGGGACCUGGCCCUCUGCCCCCAGUCUAAGUCCCAAAUAGCCCCUGGGGGCCUGCUGGACCUUGACAACCCCGAGGUGGACACAGACACCUCCUCGACGCCCUCAGAGUCCUCCGUGGUCAUGGAUGUGCCAGAGGCGCCCUUCAUCUGUGAGCACACAGUCAGCGAUUCCACGGCUGUGAUUUCCUGGACCUACGCCCCAGGCAAGCAGCAGGUCAGUUUCUACCAGGUCCUGCUGCAGGAGGUGAUCAGGAAGAAUGACGAUGAACUGCCCAAGGCCAAGAAUCGCCCGUGGAUCUUCAACAAGAUCUUAGGCACCACUGUCAAGCUGAUGGAGCUGAAGCCUAACACGAGUUACUGCCUCACCGUCCGCGCAGCCAACACUGCUGGGGUGGGGAAGUGGUGCAAGCCCUACAAAUUUGCAACCGUGGCCACUGACUUGAACAGCUUCCCCGAGAACAACCCCAUCCAGAUCACGGUGCAGCGUAAGGAGCCCCAGCGGAAAACCGUGUCCAUCGGGAUAGAGGACAUGCGGAGGCUGGAAGAUCUGGAGUACCUCUUUCCCUACUAA
Molecule: messenger RNA, 966 nt
Organism: Phacochoerus africanus (Common warthog)
Lineage: Eukaryota; Metazoa; Chordata; Mammalia; Artiodactyla; Suidae
Gene: FNDC8
Product: fibronectin type III domain containing 8
Exons: 4
Coding region: 1-966 (321 amino acids)
Cellular component (GO): nucleus
Molecular function (GO): protein binding
Source: RefSeq, a predicted model, not a curated record